AGCAUGGAUGUAGCCCGGUGAACCCGAGACAAGAAUGAAACCGCCUGCGGAAAAACAGCAAAGCUUUGGGCCCACUCUUUGUUCUUUUCCCUCCUCUCUCAUUAAAAUGCCACCAGCCCCCCAAGUAACUCCCAAACCCCUCCGCCUCGGUUGCGUCGGCCUCUGGAAUUUACCUUUAAAACCCCCCAAAAUUCCCGUUUCUGUUCAUUUUUAUUCACAGUGUGAGGAGAACGAGAGAAGAUUUGAGGAAUCUGUGAAUGUUGCGAGAAUGAGCAAAGAGUCAAUGGGAGUUGAGAUUGGGAAGAGGAAGCUGGACUCAGGAUGGCUGGCGGCGAGAUCCACCGAGGUCGCCGCCACCGGAGUCCAGCUCAGCACCACUCGACCUCCCUCUGGACCUAACGCUCCUUGGAUCGAGGCCGACGUCCCCGGCACGGUUUUAGGGACUUUGGUGAAGAGUAAGUCGGUGCCGGAUCCUUUCUAUGGGCUGAACAAUGAGUCUAUAUUGGACAUUGGUGAGUCUGGGAGGGAUUACUACACUUUCUGGUUCUUCACUUCCUUUGACUGUAAAUUGUCAGGAAAUCAGCAUGCAAGUCUGAACUUCCGUGCAAUUAAUUAUUCUGGAGAGGUUUAUUUGAAUGGACACAAGGAGAUUCUUCCCAAGGGAAUGUUCCGAAGGCACUCACUUGAUGUCACUGACAUCCUCCAUCCUGAUGGGAAAAAUUUGCUUGCUGUCCUUAUUUAUCCUCCUGAUCAUCCUGGAAAAAUCCCACCUGAGGGAGGUCAAGGUGGUGACCAUGAGAUUGGGAAAGAUGUUGCAACACAGUAUGUUGAAGGCUGGGACUGGAUGGCUCCUAUAAGGGACAGGAACACUGGUAUCUGGGAUGAAGUAUCAAUAUCUAUUACUGGACCUGUGAAGAUUAUUGAUCCGCACCUGGUUUCAUCAUUUUUUGAUGGUUUUAAGAGGGCAUACUUGCAUACUACUGUUGAAUUGGAAAACGAAAGUUCGUGGGCUGCAGAGUGUUCACUGAACCUCCAGGUGACAACAGAGGUAGAAGGAAAUAUUUGCUUGAUUGAACACCAUCAGACUUAUGCCGUUUCAGUUCCUCCUGGAAAAGUUAUUCAGUACACUGUUCCUCCACUCUUCUUUUACAAACCCGUGUUAUGGUGGCCGAAUGGUAUGGGUAAGCAGUCUCUAUAUAAUGUCGAGAUUUCUAUUGAUGUAAAAGGAUUUGGGGAAUCCGAUUCAUGGAAUCAUCAAUUUGGAUUCCGCAAGAUAGAGAACACAAUCGAUGAGGCGACUGGUGGAAGACUAUUCAAGGUGAACGGCGAACGAGUUUUCAUUCGCGGGGGAAACUGGAUAUUGUCGGAUGGACUAUUGCGGCUUUCGGAGAAACGAUACAUGUCAGACAUAAAAUUCCAUGCAGAUAUGAACUUUAACAUGAUCCGGUGCUGGGGUGGAGGACUGUCAGAGAGACCAGAAUUCUACCAUUUCUGUGAUCUGUAUGGUUUAUUGGUUUGGCAGGAGUUCUGUAUAACUGGUGAUGUUGAUGGGCGCGGUGACCCAGUAUCAAAUCCUAAUGGACCUUUGGACCAUGACCUUUUCAUGCUUUGUGCAAGGGACACUGUCAAACUCCUAAGGAACCAUCCUAGUCUUGCUCUUUGGGUUGGUGGUAACGAGCAGACCCCACCACCAGAUAUCAACAAUGCUCUCAAAAACGACCUGAAACUCCAUCCUUUGUUCGGCAAACCUACUAAUACAGAAGUUCAUCUCCAAGAAUCAACAGACCCAAGCCAAUAUCUUGAUGGAACUCGUGUUUACAUUCAAGGCUCCAUGUGGGAUGGGUUUGCAAAUGGAAAAGGGGACUUUACUGAUGGCCCUUAUACUAUACAAAACCCCGCAGACUUCUUUAAAGACGACUUCUACAAGUACGGGUUUAAUCCAGAGGUUGGCUCUGUGGGGAUGCCCGUUGCAGCAACAAUUAGAGCUACGAUGCCACCAGAAGGAUGGAAGAUUCCAGUGUUCAGUAAGCAGCCUGAUGGGUACAUAAAGGAAAUCCCUAACCCAAUAUGGGAGUAUCACAAAUACAUCCCGUAUGCCGAGCCAGAAAAGAAAGUUCAUGAUCAGAUCCUACUCUAUGGCCAGCCUAAAAACCUUGAUGAUUUUUGUGAGAAGGCACAACUUGUUAACUACAUUCAAUAUCGAGCCCUCCUGGAAGGUUGGACAUCCCGAAUGUGGACAAAAUUUACAGGUGUCUUAAUUUGGAAGACGCAGAACCCUUGGACUGGCCUUCGAGGUCAGUUCUAUGAUCAUCUUCAUGAUCAAACUGCAGGCUUUUAUGGUUGUCGCUCUGCUAAUGAGCCCAUUCAUGUCCAACUUAAUUUAUCUACCAACUUAAUCGAGGUAGUAAAUACUACAGCAAAGGAACUUUCAGAUAUAGCUAUAGAAGUUUCAGUGUGGGACCUUGAGGGCAUGUGUCCAUACUAUAAAGUCACUGAGAAGAUCACUGUGCCACCAAAGAAGGUAGUGCAGAUAAUUGAGAUGAAUUAUCCGAAAAUGAAGAAUGCAAAGCCUGUCUACUUUCUUCUCCUUAAACUGUUCAAGUCGUCCAAUAAAGCAGUCCUAUCUCGAAACUUUUACUGGCUGCAUCUCCCUGGUUGUGAUUACAAGCUCUUGGAGGCUUACCGCAAAAGAAAAGUUCCACUCAAGAUUUCCUCUCAAGUUCUCAUCACAGGUUCCACAUACAAAAUCCGAAUGCAUGUGUAUAACACAUCUAAGGAGUCCAAGAAACUAAUAGCCUUGAACAACUAUGAAACAGUUGAAAAUGAAACUGUAGGAUUUGAAGAUCAAACAAGAAAUCAAUGUGGUAGUUUGUUUAAGAGAUUCUUUACAGGCUCUUGUUCAGAUAAUGAUGUGAAGAAAGUAGUUGAGACAGGUGGAACUGAUAUAGGAGUUGCUUUCUUCCUUCACCUCUCUGUUCAUGCUGCCAAAAAAGUUGAGGGAACCAUGGGAGAAGACACUAGAAUUCUUCCAGUUCACUAUUCUGAUAACUAUUUCUCACUUGUUCCUGGUGAAAAAAUGACUGUCAACUUGACGUUUGAGGUUCCUCAGGGCGUUACUCCUCGUGUCACACUUGAUGGCUGGAAUUACCAUGAGAAGCAGUUUGUUCUGUGAGCUGUCAACCGAUUGAGGUUUGUUCUCUGACUCAUUCUGCUGAUAUUAAAGUAUUAAAGAGGUAUGUUUUUUCAAGAUCAAGAAAGGAAAAAAGAAUGCAAAGAAGUAAAGAAGCAUGUAAAAGUGUUUGAAAAAAAAUAAAAAAGAGACUUGCAACCUGUUUGUAGUAAAAUUGGGGCAAGGGAAACCAGCAUAAAAUGUUCUAUAAUGUGUGCGCUGGAAGGUAAUAAGCAAUGGUGUUGUGAGAAAAAAAAAUUCUUGCUAUUUUCUGGUUAAUUGUUGCUCUAUUAACUAUUUUAUUUCUAUUGUCAAUAAACGCGACUGGUAAUAGAUAUGUGAGUUAGUUCAUGUCUAUGGCAGAGACAUGCGCAUAUCUGUAGUAAAGAACUGGUGAUGUUGAAUAGCAAUCUUGCUUCAUAUCUGCAGUACAAAGAAUUGGUGAUGCU
Asparagus officinalis (garden asparagus) is the source of this 3618-nucleotide messenger RNA. RefSeq names its product mannosylglycoprotein endo-beta-mannosidase. Gene Ontology annotation, molecular function: hydrolase activity, hydrolyzing O-glycosyl compounds. Bases 35 to 3172 code for a protein of 1045 amino acids. The transcript has 11 exons. Gene Ontology annotation, biological process: carbohydrate metabolic process. Lineage: Eukaryota; Viridiplantae; Streptophyta; Magnoliopsida; Asparagales; Asparagaceae. The record is from RefSeq and is a predicted model, not a curated record.